Molecule: messenger RNA, 473 nt
Organism: Aspergillus melleus
Lineage: Eukaryota; Fungi; Ascomycota; Eurotiomycetes; Eurotiales; Aspergillaceae
Exons: 1
Coding region: 1-267 (88 amino acids)
Source: RefSeq, a predicted model, not a curated record
AUGGAUGAAAUUGUACGAUUGGUCAAGGCAAUGGGUCGACAGCAAUGCCUCAAUGCUUACUACCGGGUUUGUUACCUGCUUUUGAAAGAAUUACAAGAAAGGAUCCAGUCCGAUUCCGACAACCUUCUGAAACUAUGCUUUGACGAAUCCACCGGUCCCGGCGAUCUGGAGCAGGCCGCUAUCAUCGCGAUUGGCCUCCGUGACACUGUCGCGGCCCUGCGCGCAAAGGAGAGAAGGGCACGUAUAGACCGGGAAGAGUUCUACUGAGCCGGAACUUGAUCAUGUAGGCUGGUUGGUUGACAAGAGGAAAUUGUGUCGGGUGAAUUGACCAGCCAUAGAUCCGCAUCACUUCCACCGAAAGGAGGCUAGUAUGAGAUAUGCGACCAGGAUAAUGCACGAGGCAGGAGAACGUGGAACGGAUGAUGUGAUUCUGCAGACGCAGUCAUCCACCAGAAUGGUGGGCAGGAGGGGGG